AUGAGUAAGAAAUAUAGGUCAAUUUUGUGCCAAGAUUCAGUCGAACCUGACCAUGAACUGCUGGUAUGGGAAAAAUGGAUAAAAAUUAGAAAAGAUGAAACGGGGCAUUUAGCCUAUAAAACGGGUAGAACAACUGGAGAAUUGGCAAUGAAUCUUUGCGAAAAAGUCCGGGAGAAAAAGGAAGAAAAAAUUGUAUUAGAGAAUGCCCAGAUUAAGCAAAAGGUGGGCGUGAGAGGUGCGUUAUGGGACCAACCUGACAGGCUAAAGCAACAAUUUUUUGGUCAGCCUGUGUAUGAACUACAAAGAACUAGAGUUGAACUAGGUAAUCCAAAAAUAAUUCAGCAUAUUGGUGUUCCAAAACACAUACAAGAAACGGAAAAAGGCAUAUUAGGUUCUCAGAGAAAAUUAUUUACAAAGUUAGAUGCGGAAUACGAGAGCUAUAAGAAAAAAAGAGAAAAAGAUUUAACGAAAAUAAUAAAGAAAAUUGAUCCGUACAGAUCUGAUUUACAGGAGUUGAUAGUUAUUGGCAGUAAACCUAAACCACCCCCAAAAGAACUCCCACCACUACCAAACAUAAUAUUAUCAUCUGACGAAAUCUCUGAAGAAGUACUAUGUACAGUUUAUGCAGUCAGAAUAAAUGAUACGAUACUUUUUAAAGAAAUACCUCAUCAAACUCUUAAACAUCUAGAAAAACUCAAAAAUGAUUACGGCCGUGAUAAAUGUAACUCUUGGUCUUAUUAUUUUAACUGUCCUGUAAGUAGAGUUGGAAGAAGUACACUUUUUCUACAAAAUCUCGGUACUGUAUCACUCAGAUAUUGUUGGAAAAAGAUUACACGAGCAAACGCAGAUGACUCACCUACUCAGGUUUUCUUUUUUAAUAAAAAUGAAAAUGUUAUUUGUCCUGGACAGUCACAAGAAGUGUAUUUCACUUUCAUGUCCAAUACUCCUGGUACUUACGAAGAAAGCUGGGAGUUAGUAUUUUUGAAUAUUUGUUUUUUUGAUUCACUUGAAAAUCAACUUAUUUUAAAUUUUUAUGCUGAUUCCGUAGAAAAUCUAGCAAAAAUUAAAAAGAAAACAGCAAAGUUGGAAAACCUCAUUUAUGCGAAUGUACUCAUAAACAUUGCAAGAGAUUUGCUUGCAGAAAUUAUACUGAAAGCUACCAGUAUUGAACCACAAAUUUAUCCUUACGACAAAAUUAUUUUGGAGGCUGAUAUUUUUGUUAUGAAAAACCCUGCAUGUUUUUAUCACCAGACGGAAGUUAUGAAAAUGAAAGAUAUGUACACAGAAAUGAUCCCGGGAGAACUUUGGGAUCUGUCAAUUAAUAGUUGGCGUACCGCAAUGAUGAAUAAGGAAUUCAAUGAGAGAAUGAAAUAUUACGAGUAUUUGCGGCUUGCACAUAGAGAAUGCUUAAAGCCGUGGUAUGAAAAUAGGGAUCUACUUACAGAGAAGUAUAUAGCAGUUAACCAAAUUUUAGGACGAUUAGCUGAUAAGUUAGAUGAAGAAUAUUGUCGUAUUACUGAAAUGUAUUUCGAUAUAGAUCUAGAGCCAACAGUGAGUUCUACUUCUCAGCGAGAGAAGUUAUUGUUUUAUUCCAGUUCCUCUAUUGUUCAUCACAUACUUUACUUACGCACACAUGAGUAUCUUGGAAUUGCUACAGAAUUAUGUGCUGGUGUGCUAAGCAGUUUAGAUUUGAAUCGAUGGGUUAAAUUUGAUUUUUGUAAAACCUAA
Messenger RNA from Pararge aegeria (speckled wood butterfly), 1728 nucleotides. Its product is annotated as MYCBP-associated protein-like. The coding region runs from base 1 to 1728 and encodes 575 amino acids. The record is from RefSeq and is a predicted model, not a curated record. The transcript is spliced from 2 exons. NCBI's taxonomy places the organism in Eukaryota, Metazoa, Arthropoda, Insecta, Lepidoptera, Nymphalidae.